AUUGACAAGAAUGAUUUGAACCAAACAAGCACUUGGCUUCAGUCUAAUCAGAGAAAGGACGGUUGCUUCAACAACACUGGUAAAGUCUUCCACAAGGCCAUGAAAGGAGGAAUUGAUGGAAGUGACUCUCCCGUGCCUCUAACAGCCUAUGUGAUGAUUGCUCUCCUGGAGGCCAAUGACAAGUCAUGCAGCCAGGCCGACUGUUUGGCUGCCCAGUGUCUACAAGCAGACUCCUCCUCUGACCCCUACGUUAUGGCGCUCAAAGCCUAUGCUUUCGCCUUGGCUAAGCUUCCUGAAGCCGAAGUAAUUCUCCAGAAAUUGCUGGAACAAGCUGUUGUGACAAAGAACUCCACUCACUGGGAGCUGCCCAAGGGACCAGGCAAGACGAAGGCUGUAGGGGUGGAAACAGCUGGCUACGCCAUCAUGGCCAUGAUGACCCUUGACCCUAAACAAUACGAGCAGCAGGCUAGGAAGGUGGUCAAGUGGAUCACGGCGCAGAGGAAUGGCCAAGGAGGAUUCUAUUCCACACAGGAUACGGUGGUGGCCCUCCAGGCGCUGGCACUGUACGAGACCCACUUGUACCAGGGACCUCUGAACGUGGUGGCAACGGUGACAGCUAGCGGCCUGGCACACCCCUUCACCGUCACCGACGACAACAAACUGCUGCAGCAGUUGGUAAAGCUGCCCACUGUUCCCACCAAGGUCUCCAUCACUAUGGAGGGCCAGGGAUGUGCUGUCUUGCAGGCUGUUCUGCGGUACAACAUUCCUGAGGCUGAGGCGAGUGACGCCUUCGACAUGACCGUCAACACAAACACCGUGCCGGAUGAGAAGUGCGUCACCAAGCGCAUCACUGUGUGCGCCUCCUACCGCCUCCCGGACGGCAAGUCCAAUAUGGCCGUCAUUGAGGUCAAUCUCAUUUCCGGUUACAUCCCAGAGAAAGAUGAUCUGAAGGAACUUCUUAAAAAGGAUAAAAAUAUAAAGCGAUAUGAUGUAGAUGGCAGCAAGAUAGCUUUCUAUAUUGAAGAAUUAACUGCUAAAGACACUUGUGCAAACUUCCGUGUAAUAAGAGACAUAGAGGUGGAGGAGGUCAAGCCCGGCACAGUGCGUCUCUAUGACUACUAUCAGCCAGAGUUCCAGAUCUCAAAGAGCUACACGCUUCCUCCUCCAACUGAGUGCCGCUAGGACAUACACUUCUGAUAAUAUUCCUAGUAUACUAAAAUGAUGCUAGGAUCAAUAGCUUGUGCUGGGAUAACAACUGAUGCUAGGACUGACAUUCAUUCAUAAAUUUCUAGAAGAUUCCAACGUUGCAAAAGUGGUGGACUAUGUUAACGAACACAUCCGACUUCAUCCUACAGUUAUCAUCUCUCCGUUAUUAUCUGUUUGCCUUGCAAUAAUGUUUGCCUAUAAUUUUAUUACCAAUCAAAAGGGACAUCUGUCAGUUACUUGUAUAUGUAUUAUCUCGUGUCCUUUUUGGUUAUUGUGCAUUUUGAUUUUCCAUCGUUAAUGAAAAGUCUGUUUACACGUGUGUAUAUCAGCAGUAUCAGUUGUGUGUAUUCUGAGUGAGAGUAAACAUGUGCCUUAUUGUUUGCAACUGGAACAAUUAAACAGUUUUUGUCAAAAAAUAGUAUAAUCCUUCUCCGGAAAUGCCAUUUAUUGUACAUUACUCCUCUAGUUUUUGGCAACCACGGCAAGUCUUUCCAUUUGCUCCGAUCCUGUGCUGUCUUAACCCUUUGCAGGGAUAAGGCUAAAUAUUUGUUGCAGCCAAAAUCGAGAAUAUUGAGAUUUGUAGUUUUGUCACUGACCUAUAGAGAGAAACCUGGUGUUUCCAUCUGUACCAGUGAACUUAAUCCUACUUGGAACUUUAGUCGAAAUAGUUGAUGAAGAGGUGUUGUAAUUUUAGAGUAAGAGGUACAGAUUUUUGGUCAAGACUAACGUCUCUAAUUAAACUAAUUCAUAGAAUAUAGUCACCACAAUGUAUAAUAUCGAGCUCAUUCGUUCAUUGCCUUGUAUAGUUAGUUUAAGUUAAUAAUCCAUUGUGUCGGGGGACAGACAGCCAGUGUAUAUUUAUUACAUAGGCUUAUAUCGAGGUCCUCCCCCAUCCCCCCGGGGUCGAACUACUGACCCUUCCCAAGAUGAAGCCCCACAAGAAGCUGACUAACUCCUGAGUACCUGCUUACUGCUAGGUGAACAGAGUCAUUAGGUGAUUCUCGUAGUUCCCGAUUGUGAGUCGGGAACGAACCCGACUGUACUACCAGGACCCUAAAGUCUCUAUCAGGUAAAUCAACUUAAAAUAUUAUGCCGAGUGCUAUUUUUGCGCAUAAUUGAAGGUGAUUGGACACUGUUUGAAGCUGAGUUUUUAUAUAGAAAUGGAAAAUAAUAGAAAACGUAGAUGUCUUGCAUUUUACCCAAAUCGACCUCCAGUUUGAAAAUACGAUGCAUAUUGGAAAUAUUACUCCUGACCAUUAUUUUUUUUACUGUAAUUCAGGGUGAUUGCACAUAUUUGAAGUUUUAAAUUACAUCUUUUUAUAUGGGAAAUAUGACUAUAGGUGAAAAUAGAGAUUUGUCAUAUUUUACCCAUAUUGAUCUGAAGUUUCAAAACUAUGAUGGCUAUUUAAAAUCUGAUGCUUUAGUGCAACUUUUGUAGCGUAAUUCAGGGUAGUUGCACACAUUUGUAAGUUUCACAAUGGAUGAGAAGACUUUUAAAAGACAAAUGCGAUCAGUAAUUAAAGGAAAGUUAUCUGACUGGAAAAUGUCACCAGCGGAGUACCAUAUGGUUCACUACCAAUAGUAAUGUGUAUUAACUAUAUAAAUGGAUAUCUGCUAGAGGGCAUACAACAUUAUAUGUUUGCAGAUGAUGCAACAUUGGAGAAGGGAGUUUGGGAAUUAGAAGACUGUAUUGACCUCCAAAAUGAUCAUGACAAAGUGAGUGAGUGUAGCUAUACAUGGCGAAUUGAUUAUGUAUCUCAUUCCAUUAUGUAAACAAAUAUAAUGGAAUGCAGAAUAGCGGAAAACAGGCCAAACACAACCUACACAUUAUGUGAAAAGAUAAUAAACACCUGUGACAAAGUUUU
Procambarus clarkii (red swamp crayfish) is the source of this 3071-nucleotide messenger RNA. The record is from RefSeq and is a predicted model, not a curated record. NCBI's taxonomy places the organism in Eukaryota, Metazoa, Arthropoda, Malacostraca, Decapoda, Cambaridae.